ACACUGACAGUUGUGUAAUUCGCUAGCGAAAAUGACGUGGUGUAAAAGGUUAUAAAUUUGUUUUAAUCCAUAUUUACAAAUGUAUUUUGCAAUAUAAACAGUUAAUACUACUAUAUUAGUCGUAAAACUGAUCAGGCUUCAAGAUGAUAGAAAUAUCAGAUAUACAGAAAAUUGGUGUUGGCCUGGCUGGUUUUGGUAUGACAUUUCUCUUCCUCGGAGUCCUGUUGCUCUUCGAUAAAGGGCUAUUGGCUAUAGGAAAUAUCCUCUUCAUCAGUGGUCUAGCCUGCGUGAUAGGGCUCCAGCGGACAUUCUUCUUCUUCUUCCAGAGGCACAAAGUGAAAGCGUCUGCUGCUUUCUUUGGCGGCAUUACAGUUGUGCUGCUGGGAUGGCCCAUGUUUGGCAUGAUUGCGGAGAUAUAUGGGUUCUUGCUGUUAUUUAGAGGGUUCUUGCCCGCUGCAGUCAACUUCCUCCGAAUGGUUCCAGUAUUGGGGUCGCUUCUUAACCUGCCAAUAAUAAGUGGGAUUGUCAACAGGAUAGCAGGCGACAACGGCCGCAAUAUGGACCUUGCAUGACGAUCCCAUUAUGGAGGGGGCGACUGACUAACGAUAUACCUCUACAUUCCAUGAAAAUUGUACAAACCAACGAAAUCGUGUGGAUUUAAAAACAAAUAAAUGUUUAGGCUCUGUGGUAUACUUGGAUGAUUUCUGUGCCUCAUUUGAUUAAAAAAAAUAUUAACUUAAAUUUCACAUAACCUCUAUUUAUUUAUCAUAAAAAUUAUGAGAUUUGAUAUUUCUAUGUCCGAAACGAUUUCUGUCUGUUUUUAGAGAGAAUUUUUUCUACUAUGUCAUGUUAUGUAAACAGUCAUUCAAUUACAUUUUUCCUUCUGAAAAUAUUAAAAAAUAAUAAAAACAUACAUUCAUA
Pararge aegeria (speckled wood butterfly) is the source of this 921-nucleotide messenger RNA. RefSeq names its product vesicle transport protein GOT1B. Gene Ontology annotation, biological process: endoplasmic reticulum to Golgi vesicle-mediated transport; retrograde transport, endosome to Golgi. The transcript is spliced from 6 exons. NCBI's taxonomy places the organism in Eukaryota, Metazoa, Arthropoda, Insecta, Lepidoptera, Nymphalidae. Bases 144 to 572 code for a protein of 142 amino acids. Gene Ontology annotation, cellular component: endoplasmic reticulum; membrane. The record is from RefSeq and is a predicted model, not a curated record.